CGCUGGUGUAAAUAAAAAAUAAAAAAAAAUUAUAUAUAUUUGGGUUGACCAACAAGAAAACUGCGUUUUAUCCCACAAACAAAAGUUACAUACUGCAGUUUAAACAAAUGAAGAAUACAUCCUAAAAAAGUUGCUAAUAAUGAAUUAAGUCGUCUUAUGAAUAAUCGAAUAUUAUUCGCUUAAUGUGGAUUAACGAUUAAACCGGAUUAAACAGAAAGUCAUUACACACUUAUACAUACAAACAAAGGUUUAAAUAUGCAUUCCGUGGGCAUACACUCAGCAAUGGCGAUUAAGCGCCAGCGAAAGCGUCGCGAUGAGCAGAAGAGAGCCAGAGAGAGACGUUAUAGUACUCAGAGCUCGGAGAGCGGGGAAACUUUUCAUUCGCCCAGUGGAUCGGUAAGACGUAAAUAUCAUCAUCCGCACCAUGCGGUCAAGGCAGGACCCGGAAUGUUAGACAGCCAGGUCGUAACAAGUAUUGGAAUGCUCCACAUUGGCAUUGUUUUCAUUGUAUUUGGAAUUUUUUUAUGUGGUGCUGGUAUCAUUCCGGAUGAAGCUAUGUCCUGGAAUGUAUUUAGCUCUAGCUCGGCGUGGUGGAAUGAGGUGACAUGCACUGGCCUCUUUUCGUUUGGAUUGGGCUUAUUUUUAUUGGUAUUGAACUGUUUGAUAAGCCGAAAGGAGGAAGAGGAUCUCGAAGACUAUGUUCAACGGCAGUUAACCAGAUCGCGUUCAGGCCAUCGUCUUGAGCGAGAUGUAGAAACUGGAGUGUUAACCACACGACAUGCUCGCAAAGCAGUUGCAUUGCAAAAAAACGGACGUAACGGCUCCGGUUCUGGAUCAGCCUCGCCCACGGAUGUUGCCGUCGUUCAUUGUGGCUCGGCGGAGAGCAUUUCGAAUGGUCAGAUCGUCGGUCGUAAUGGUCCAAAUAAUUCAGGCGAUAUUCUACUCGAGAAAAUUGUGGAGGAAGACACUCCUUAUUUAAAUGAUCAUAGUACGGGUAUAUCGCCAAUUGAGAUAGAAAAUGAUACAAAACAACUUCUAAGAAGGGAAUCAAUAACAGAUGCAAUCAACAUAACGCGCAUAUAAGAUUUAGAUAUUUCGUACUUAUAAAUGCUAUUUUUUCUAAUCAUUAAUGUUACUGUUUAAACAAUCCGCAACAAAUUUCCAAUAGCUAUAAGUAUAUAAAUACAUUAUGUAAUCUUUUUAACUAUUUUUUAAUAAU
Molecule: messenger RNA, 1219 nt
Organism: Drosophila grimshawi
Lineage: Eukaryota; Metazoa; Arthropoda; Insecta; Diptera; Drosophilidae
Exons: 7
Coding region: 256-1083 (275 amino acids)
Source: RefSeq, a predicted model, not a curated record